This is a messenger RNA of Salarias fasciatus (jewelled blenny), 1097 nucleotides long. RefSeq names its product cell adhesion molecule 1-like. The coding region runs from base 165 to 500 and encodes 111 amino acids. The record is from RefSeq and is a predicted model, not a curated record. Lineage: Eukaryota; Metazoa; Chordata; Actinopteri; Blenniiformes; Blenniidae. The transcript has 4 exons.
CAUCUCACACAUGUGUGUGUGCGCGCUUGUGUGUGUGUGUGUGUGUGUGUGUGUGUGUGUGUGUGUGUGUGUGUGUGUGUGUGUGUGUGUGUGUGUGUAUCAAGCAUAUUCUUCUCGGUGAACACAGAGCUGCCUGCUGACUCUCAGAACUGCUCGCCGCCGGCAUGUACGCCUACGCCGCGUCCACCCCUCUGCCUCGCCGGUCGGCGCAAACGUCGCCCCCGUUCACAAACUCAGACCUGGUGACCCGGAUCGGAGCGCCAGCGCCGCACUCCGACAUCGCAGAUCUGGCCGCACUGAUUGGAGGCAUCAUCAGCGCCGUGCUGCUGGUCCUGAUCUGCGUCAUCGCCGUGCUGCUGUGGUGCCUGUCCCGGCAGAAGGGCUCGUACGCCACCAACGAGACGGACGACGACGACGACGAAGUCGUCGAAGAAGACGACGGCGACGACAACAAGGCCCUCCAGAUGAAGGAGCCGCUGAAGCCCAAAGACGACGAUUAGAUGAGCGGAACCGUGGAGGACCUGAAGCCUUGGUAGCGUUCCACAGGCAGGUCCGACUCAAGGUUUCAGAAGAGAUUUUAUUUAUUGUUAUUAUUAUUUCAGUUUUUUACAGUUUUGAAGCUUCUUUUCAAUGUUCGGCAACUUUGCACAUUGGCGCCACCAGGUGGUGGCAAGACCCAACUGAACUGUGAAAAUCUAACAGAUACAAUCCAGAAGGAGAUUAGGACUUCAUUUCUGCGGUCCGAUUUCAUGCUGGCCGACCCCCCGACACACACACACACACACACACACACACACACACACACACACACACACGUUUCGAAUUUAAAUGUAGAUUUUUCCAUUUUGUUGAUUUGUUUUUUUGUUUUUUUUUUUAAAUAAAGUAAAGACAGGAUGAUUCCUGAUGAGCUGAUAAAGCUUAUAGUUUUGUACUGUUUGUGGUUAAGAAAGCAAUAAAGUUCACAAGUUCUGAUGAGUUGCAGUUCCUAUUUCUUUCCAUAAAAGUUGAUUUCAGGACUGUUUUGACUGGAUUUGCGCCUCUUCAAGGCUCUUAUCAAUUAAAAAAAAAAAAAAAAGGAGUUAAAGGUGGGCUUUCAG